Acanthopagrus latus (yellowfin seabream) is the source of this 1382-nucleotide messenger RNA. Its product is annotated as tumor necrosis factor ligand superfamily member 14-like. Gene Ontology annotation, cellular component: membrane. Gene Ontology annotation, molecular function: tumor necrosis factor receptor binding. The transcript is spliced from 9 exons. Gene Ontology annotation, biological process: immune response. Bases 282 to 1037 code for a protein of 251 amino acids. The record is from RefSeq and is a predicted model, not a curated record. NCBI's taxonomy places the organism in Eukaryota, Metazoa, Chordata, Actinopteri, Spariformes, Sparidae.
GACGUGUCGCCUCCGUCACAGUAUCCGGGUCACCAAAGUUCUGUUGGACUGAACUUCAGGCCUCCGUCAGCGCCGACGUUACAGCUGACAGCGUGACAAAUUUGGGCCAACUGAGGAGCUGAAAACACAGAGAGUAUUAGAGGCAGCUGACAGCAGACGAGCCGACACCAGAGUGUCCCAAAGGAGCUCCCUUUGACCGUCGACUGAGCUGCGGCAGGAACAUCAGGUGCACAUUUAAAUUCAAGGAUCCCUAACAUCCAGGUGGAGUGUGAUCCGGUAGAAUGGCAGAGGACAGCCAGGCCGACUACGCCAACGUGCCCAGUGGGAAGAAACGACGAUGGACAACAACAACACAGAAGAUACUUUUCCUGCUGGUGGGACUCAACAUGUUAGGACUUGUUGUCCAGAGAUGGUUGAUCUACAGCCUGCAUGAGAAAAUGGAGGUGUUGUCACUCUGCAUGUCUCGUUCUGUCUGCCAGAACCUGUCCGAUCCACAACAAUCUGUCCAGCAGGGUGUCACUACAAUCAGUCCAGUGGGACUUAACGUAACGGAGUCCAGUGAGAUUCUGGACCCAACAGACCCGGACCAACAGAGGCCUCUUGCUCAUCUCACCGGUGCCAACAUCAUGUCUGCAGGAGGAAACAACAUCAACGUGCUGCAGUGGAGACACAGCGGUGGAGAAUCCCUCCUCAGUAACAUGGCCUACAGCAACGGCCGGCUGCUGGUUCAGAAGACGGGUUACUACUACAUCUACAGCAAAGUGACAGUAAACGCUGCACAGGAGUGUUCACCUAUCCUGCACAGGGUCCUAAGUGUUACGUCAGUUUAUGAUAAGCCUAUCGAACUGAUGAGGUCAAAAAGCCUCCACUGCCUGGAAAAUCCAGAACCAGCUCGAGAGGAUGGGGAGAAUCUGUGGAACAGUUUCCUGGCAGGAAUCUUCGACAUGCAGAGCGGAGAUGAAAUCUUUGUCACUGUGGAGAAUUCACAGGUCCGUCCUGGAAACACUGAAAACCUCAUGGGAGCCUUUAUGAUAUGAUUCCACGUCUGUCGGUGUGUUCAGCUGAUUUUACACAUCUAAUAAACAUGUGGAUUAUCUUUUUUGUUGUCUUCUAAAUUGUUGUUGUGUUUCUACAUGUGUUGUUUGCACACAUACACACACACCUAACACUCACUCACUCACACACACACACACACACACACACACACACACACACACACACACACACACACACACACACACAGAAAUUGUUGUCAAGCAAAUUUAAAUUGUUUGGAUCUCAUUAAAACAUCACAUAUUCAGGUGAUAUGAUGAAAUCCUGUAGAUACUGUGUUACUUCUGCACCUGUGUGAAUAAUAAAAUGCUCUUUCUUAUUAAAGAUAA